Trichechus manatus latirostris (Florida manatee) is the source of this 1684-nucleotide messenger RNA. RefSeq names its product small nuclear RNA activating complex polypeptide 3 (gene SNAPC3). The record is from RefSeq and is a predicted model, not a curated record. Gene Ontology annotation, biological process: snRNA transcription by RNA polymerase III; snRNA transcription by RNA polymerase II. The transcript has 9 exons. Lineage: Eukaryota; Metazoa; Chordata; Mammalia; Sirenia; Trichechidae. Gene Ontology annotation, molecular function: core promoter sequence-specific DNA binding; RNA polymerase II cis-regulatory region sequence-specific DNA binding; RNA polymerase III type 3 promoter sequence-specific DNA binding. Bases 128 to 1366 code for a protein of 412 amino acids. Gene Ontology annotation, cellular component: snRNA-activating protein complex.
UGUAGUCUCUGACUCCCGGCCCGCCCCGCCCCGCCCUCUCCGCCCGGGGCCCCGCGAACUACAAAUCCCAUCACGCUCCGCGAGGCCCCCACCUCCCGGCUUUUGCAGGGAAGGCAGCGGGGCGAAUAUGGCUGAAGGCAGCCGGGGCGGCCCAACGUGCAGCGGGGUGGACGGCAGGCAGGACCUGUCCCCUAAUAGCAGGGGCUGCAACUUUCCAGAGUAUGAACUUCCUGAGCUAAACACUCGCGCCUUCCACGUGGGUGCCUUCGGGGAGCUGUGGCGGGGCCGACUGCGCGGGGCCGACGACUUGUCGCUGAAGGAGCCUCCGGCUCCCGCGCUGCCCGGGCUGCGAGGGGGCGACGACUCCGCUCGGGAAGAUGCAGCGGUGGCCCGGGAUCUGGGCUGCAGCCUGGAGGCAGCGGCCGAGCUGAGGACAGUGUGCGGCCUUGAUAAACUGAAGUGCCUUGAGGAAGGCGAGGAUCCAGAAGUCAUCCCAGAGGACACUGACUUGGUGACUUUGGGGGUUAGAAAGAGGCUCAUGGAACAUCGGGAAGAAACCAUAACGAUAGAUCGGGUGUGCAGACAAGAAACGUUUGCUUACGAGAUGGAAUCACAUGCCAUAGGAAAAAGGCCUGAAAAUCCAGCAGACCUGGUUGAAGAGGGGGAGCUUAUCCUAUCUCUGAAUAUCUUGUACCCUGUUAUAUUUCAUAAGCACAAAGAACACAAACCAUACCAGACCAUGCUGGUACUGGGCAGUCAAAAGCUCACAGAACUGAGGGAUUCAAUUUGCUGUGUCAGUGACCUCCAGAUCGGUGGGGAAUUCAGCAACACUCCUGACCAAGCUCCUGAGCACAUCAGCAAAGAUCUAUACAAAUCAGCCUUCUUUUAUUUUGAAGGAACAUUUUACAAUGAUAAACGAUAUCCUGAAUGCAGAGAUCUGAGCAGAACUAUCAUUGAGUGGUCAGAGUCCCACGAUAGAGGCUAUGGCAAGUUUCAGACUGCUAACAUGGAAGAUUUCACCUUUAGUGACUUGUCUAUCAAACUGGGCUUUCCUUACUUAUACUGUCACCAGGGAGACUGUGAACAUGUUGUUGUCAUUACCGACAUAAGGCUUGUGCAUCGUGAUGACUGCUUGGAUAGGACACUUUAUCCCCUUCUUACCAAGAAGCACUGGCUAUGGACGAGAAAAUGUUUUGUUUGUAAAAUGUACACUGCCAGGUGGGUGACAAACAAUGACAGUUUUGCACCAGAGGAUCCAUGUUUCUUUUGUGAUGUUUGCUUCCGAAUGCUGCACUAUGAUUCAGAAGGCAACAAGCUGGGGGAAUUCCUUGCUUAUCCUUAUGUUGAUCCAGGAACCUUUAAUUAAGGCAAAAACAACAAAAAAAGAACCCUUGGAAAAUAACUGUCCUCUUGGGUGGUUAUGGACAAGAAGUGCCACUGAGGAAAAGGAUCCACCUGAAAAAUCAGCUUAAGCUACAAAAAAAGUCAAAUCAUAGAUUUUCUAAUGAAGUAACUUGAUUGUAUUUAAGGCUUAGAAACUUAAUAUACGGUAAAUUAUUUUAGUAUUUAUUAAAGGAUAUUUUUUAUUCAGAGUGCUUUUGCCCAUAUUUAACUGGGUUGUUUAUAUUGAGUUAUAGUAGUGCUUUAUUUACCUGAAUACAAGUCUUCUGUCAGAUACAUGUGU